Molecule: messenger RNA, 7537 nt
Organism: Varanus komodoensis (Komodo dragon)
Lineage: Eukaryota; Metazoa; Chordata; Lepidosauria; Squamata; Varanidae
Gene: YLPM1
Product: YLP motif containing 1
Exons: 21
Coding region: 110-7117 (2335 amino acids)
Biological process (GO): regulation of telomere maintenance
Cellular component (GO): nucleus
Source: RefSeq, a predicted model, not a curated record
CAGGCGCACCGGGUCGCACGCGCCCCCGUUUCUGUCCGCCGCUGUAGCGGCCUGCGGAAGCCCGUGAUUUACUCAAGCCGACAUCGUCUGAGAUCCGCUUCACGGCUCCAUGUUCCCGUCGUGGGGCCUGUACGGGGCGGCCCCCGGGUCCUACCCUCCGCCGCCCACAAUGAUGCCGCCUCCACCAACGUUGCCUGGGCCUCUUCCAGCCGUGCUGCCUACCGCGAUGCCGCCGCAGGUCCCGGUAGUGCCCCCACCACCUGCCCUGGGUAGCUACGUGCCCACCUCGACGACCCCCGCCACCGCCGGCACGGCGGGCUUUCUAAGUCUGCAGGAGCAGCACCUGGUCCAGCUGCAGCAGCUCCAACAAAUGCACCAGAAGCAGCUGCAGUCGGUGUUGCUAGGGGGGCCUCCUCCACCCGGCGCGCCUCCCCCGAGCCUGCCACCGCCCGUGCCCAGCACCUCUACUGCUCCUGCUUCUUGGCAGCCGCCGGUACCUGCCGGUCCACCACCAGCGCGCAGCUAUCAGAAGCAGUUUAAACACCGCGACCCUCCAGCCCCACCUCCGCCCCGAGAAACACAGUUCCGCAAUCCCCCGAUGCCUCCUCUUUCUCUCCCAGAAGAGGUUGCAGAGCCAUCUCAUUCUCCUGAAGACUGGGAACCCCUUGUCCCCUCGACUAGCCCCCAUCCCCACAUGGAUAUGGACAUGGAUCUGUCCUCUCCGCCGCAGUCCCCUCCCCAGUCUUAUAUGCCCCCACUUGAGAGUGACUCCUAUAUACCCUCCACUCAGCCUCUGUCAUCACAGAGUCAGACUCCUCCAUCAUUAUCUUACCAGAGCCAUUCACAACUGUCGCAGGCAGUUCCACAGACCUUUGCAGACCCUUCAGCUGUUUCUCAGUCUUAUCUGACCCAGGCCCAGUCUUACCAGCCUACUUCCCAGUCUUCAUCCCAACCAGGCCAGCCUAUUGCUCCAUCCAUUUCACAGUCUGAAUCUCGCUUCACCUCAUCUCAGAUGACACAGCCCACUCCUGAACCUCAGGACUUAAGACAAAGUAGUGGUCCAGGCACUGAUACAUGUGAGCGACAGCAAAGCACCUCACAUGCAGAUCCCUCUGCAAUGACCCCACAGGAGCAGCAGCAGUAUUGGUAUCAACAGCAUCUGCUUACUCUGCAGCAAAGGGCAAAAGCACAUGCUCAGGGUCAGCAGCCACCCUCAGUUUUAGGAGUUACAAAUGAUGCUCCUGAGCAAAGGAAAGAAGAAAGAGAAACAUCUGUUUCCGAUGACCUUUCUCAGCAGUAUGAACCCCAAUUACCAAAGCCCAAAGAUGGUAACCUUCCUUCGUCAUCUGUUGAGCCCAAGCUGAACAUUGAACCACCAGAGGAUCCUGAAGAAAGUUUGAGAUUACAGCAGUUGCAGGCCGCUGCAACACAAUGGCAGCAACAUCCACAGCAGCGAGUAGGUUUCCAGUAUCAGAGAAUAAUGCAGAAGCACUCACAGUUACAACAAAUGCUACAACGCUAUCAACAGAUUAUACAGCAGCCACCACAUUUGCCAACAAUGUCAGUGGAGAUGCAACUACAGCAUUAUGAGAAUCAGAAUAAACAAUUCCAGCCUCUUUACAAAGAGUGGGAACGUGAAUUUCAGCAGUGGCAAGAUCAAAUUCAGGCCUACCCUCACAAAGACCAGCUUCAUGAGUGUGAGAAACAGUGGAAGAUGUGGCAGGGACAGAUGAAAGCCACUCAUACUCACCUUCAGGAAAAAGUGAAAUCGCUCCGAAACAUGAACAAUCAAUAUACUGGGAAUGUACCUUUGCCACCCCAGUUUUCUUCAUAUUCUCAAACAAUGCAAAGCGGUAUGCCCAUUGCACCGUCGACUUUGCCCUCAGCUACCCUUCCCCCAGCAUGCACUGGAUUCUCUUCAGGUCCUCAGACAUCUGAAAUACCUGUUGCAAAAGAAUCUACUCAGAGUACCCAGGGCACUGAAACAAGGCCAGUUAUGUUUCCUGCACCUAGUUCUUUUAAAUUUAAAAUUAGUGAGUCACUUCCCACUUCCCAAACCACGGAGAUGGCUAGGCCAGCUCUACUUCCUACCCCUACCUCUUUUGCAUACAAACCACCUGAGUCUUCUGCCACCUCCCAGACCAUGGAGACAACUAGGCCAGCUCUAUUUCCUACUCCUGGUUCUUUUAUGUUUAAUGCUACUGAGUCACUUCCUACUUCCCAGACUACAGAGAUGGCCAGGCCAGGUCUGCUGCCUACCCCUACCUCUAUAUCUUUUGCAUUUAAAGCAACAGAGGCUUCUGCCACUUCACAAACCAUGGAGACAGCCAGGCCAGCUCUGCUUCCUACCCCUACUCAUUUUUCUUACAAAAGUACUGAUUCUUCUAUCACCUCUCAGGCCACUGAGACAACCAGACCUGCCCUGCUUCCUACUCCUACUUCUAUCUCUUCCUUUUCAUUUAAAGUUAAUGAUUCGGGUCCCAGUUCCCAGGCCACUGAGCCAACUAGACCAGCUCUUCUUCCCACCCCUUCCCCUGCUUUUUCUUAUAAAAAUAUUGAUACAUCUGCCACUUUGCCUUAUCAUUCAAAUAUGAGUUCAUCUACUAGCUCUUCCGACCAAGGCAGUUCUUAUGUACCUUUGGGCAAGCAGGCAAUGCCAUUUGGCGCUCUCUCAUCUGAAUUAACUUCUGCUGAAAUGAAAUCCCAUUCUGCAGUGUCCUCAUCAUCUGCAUCUUCCACCAUCACCACCAGUACUACCACCUAUCAGAACAGAGUGGUGAGGCCAGCUGGGUUUCCUGAUUCGACCAGAGGAUCCUACUAUGAAGGCCCAAGAGGCCCAAGGUUUGAUGGACCACGAGGAAGAGGCUUUGAAAGAUUCGAACCUCCAAGACAGAGAGGCCCUCAUUUCCACGGUCAACGUCUAGAAGGUCCAAGGCCAAGGCUUCAAAAUCAGCACAUGGAUGGAUCGUCAGGCAAGCAGGGAACAAUCCCUCGAGGGCCAGCAGCAGCAUUUUAUACCCUCUCAGGUGCACCACAAAUGCAGUCUUCCCAGGGAAGUGGACCACGGUGGCGGGGGCCUAGAGCCUCUCUGGGACAACAGAACCAUCAAUCAGAAACUAAAGAACCUUUUGCUGAUAUGGCCAGCAGCCAGGCUGUGGCAAAUAAAUCUAAGUUUACACCAGAUACUAAACUUCCUUGCCCAGUUCAGUCAGAUAAGAGCCUGCCUAAAGCACAGCAAAAUAUGCCCCGAAAAGAGGGCAGAGAGGUAGUAUCAGAAGUGAAGAAACAGAGUUCCACUGAGUCUGUGUUGCAGACAGAAGCAUCAAAAACAUCCGCUCAUACUACAGCUGGUCUACAUCAGACACCAGUUUCCUCUCUUCUUCCAAAACCAGGAGUGAAGAAAGCAUUACUACCUUCACCCAUAAUAGGAAAUAAAGACUUGAAUUCUACAGAAAAUAAAUUGGCCUCUUCAGAAAAUAACCAGAUCAAGGAACCAUCUAAAUUAGAGAGCAGGGAGAGGGGGCCAAUUAAGCCAGGAGAUAAUCAAGCAAAAGGACCGGCUGGCAGAGGCAGGGGCCAAGGUAGAAUGGAAGACACCAGAGGCAGAGGUCGGGGCCGACUGGAUGAUGUCAGAGGGCGGGGAAUUCCAAAUAGAGGUAGAGGUCAAACCAGAGAUAUAACUGGCAGAGAUGUAACCUGUGGGCCAGGAAUCCAUGACAAACUGCCAGAGGGUCAGGGAGGCAUCUGGGAAACUGGGAUGAGUGGUCAGUCAGGCAGCCAGGAAAGGGCAUUGGGUAGACGUUCAAGCAGCCAAGAAAGAGGGGUACCAGGUCCUCGCAUGGGCAGCAGAGAGAGAGGCCGUGCAAGUAGUCGAGAAAGAAGCACAAUCAGGCACCCCAACAGUCAGGAGAGGGGACUGGAUCGGCAGGUCAGUAACCGGGACAGGGGCCCAGGUCGUCGAGCUAGCAGCCGAGAGAGGGGCCCAGAUCGACGCCCUGGUAGCCGGGAGAGAGACCAAGUCAGGAGACCUAGCAGCCGGGAGAGAGACCUACACAGGCGUGAUGCAGGUCUUGGAGGUGAUAUUGAAAAUUUACCUUCAUUUCAUGAAGAACCACUCAGACAGCAAUGGACUUAUGAAGAGGGAGGACUAGAAGAGGGACAUUCAUAUGAAUACAGAGAUAUUCCUCCUCUGGAACGCAGACGACUGGAGGAUUGGGAAAGAGACCGAUACUGGCUUGAGCCUGAUGAACCAUAUCAUGAUGAUUCUCUUGAUCCAUAUGAGAGAGAUGACUUGUUGCCACACCGUCACCCAUUACCACCCCUUUCACCUCUGCCCCCUUUGCCUCCUUUACCUCCCUUGUCUGCAGAUAUUGAUAGACGAGAACCAUUUUGGGAUGACUGGGAAAGGCCAGUGGGUAGAGAAAGGGAGAUUGACAGAGACCUGGAUCGAAUCAGAAGACCCUUGGAUGUAUAUGAUCAUGAAUUAGAAAGAGACUGGGACAGAGAAUACAUAAGACCACUGGGGGAUAGGGAUACAUUAAGUUGUGAUCGGGACAUACCUCCUCUUCCACCUUUGCCUCCCCUUCCUCCUCUUCCUCCUUUAGACAGAUACCGUGAAGAUCGAUGGCUGGAAGAGAGAGAAAGAGAAAGAGAUUUCUAUGACAGAGAUUCUAGAGAUAGGGGGGAGCUCAGAAUUCGAGAGUAUCCCGAAAGAUGUAAUACAUGGAGGGAGCAGUCUGAUUUCCCACCUGACAGGGGUGAUUGGGAGAGAGAGAGGUUUUCGGAUAGGUGGUUUUCAGAUGAAAUGGACAGAUUUUCACCUUUAGAGGAUCGUCUGGAUCCACCACCCCUACCACCACGUUCAUCUGAAUUGCUGGAUGAAGAGCCAAACCUAGCCUCCGACCAAUCUCUAGGAGGAGUAAUGGUCCUUAGUCAAAGGCAGCAUGAAAUUAUCUUGAAGGCAGCUCAAGAGCUAAAAAUGCUACGAGAACAAAAAGAACAUAUGCAGAAAAUGAGUGAAUUUGUUUCUGAGCCCCAGAUACCUGAACGGCCACCACAGGAAAUGCCUAGAUCCCAAAGUACUGCUAGGAAGGAUAACUUUCAGGGCUCCUCUGAAAUGCAGCUUGAUAUACCAAUGGAGGAACAACCUAUCAAGCCUACUCCAGCUGUAAUUAUAAAGCCACCAGUCUUGUUUCGGAAGCCUACUCCAGCAACCAAGCCAGCUUCUAUAGUAACAAAGCCUUCUACCCCAGUGAUGAGGCCACCUGUGCCAGCUACAAAGGCUCCUCUCUCAGCAGCUAAGCUACCUGUUCCACCAACACAGCCAAGUAUUUCAAUUCCCAUUUCAACUGCAGCAGCCACUCAGGUCCCAGCUCCAGUGGUAAAGUCAUCACCUGGCAUAAGCCAAGAGCGUUGGGAUGAGGAUUCUUUCCAGGGACUUUGGGAUAGCAGUGAAGAUAAAAGUUUAAAAUCAGAGUAUGACUUGCCCUCAUCAGAUCCUUUGUUGCCAUCAGCAACAGUCCCGACAUCCUUUGCACCAGGAAUGGGACAACUUUCCAAGUCAACAAUUAUGCAUCAGACUGUUGACUAUGGACAUGGACACAACCAUGGGCAAGACAUAACCACCAGUAAAGGUGGACAAAUUCCUUAUGGGGAGCGAAUAACUCUACGUCCAGAACCUCCUCAUGAGAGGCAGUCCUUUUCAAAAGAACAUCUAGGUCAAAGAGAUCGAUACAUUAAGGAGAGGGAAGCUUACUUUGAGCGGCAAAAUAAUACCAAUAUAGAUCACAGAGAUUUCAGGAGAGAGCGAGAGCCAUACAGGGACCGUAUUUCUGGAGACCAUGAACGGGAAAGAUUUGACAAAGAACGCUAUCAACGAGAAGAUAGGCCAUCUCCCUCAAGAACUCAGUCUUACCGUGACAAAGACCAUUCAAACUCAAGAAGGGGAGGAUUUGAAAGACAGUCAUAUGAGAGAAAGCCUGAUCGUCCUCCCUAUGAUCAUGGACCUUCCAUGUUUGGAGGUGAAAGGAGAAAUUACCCUGAGGAUAGAAUGGCUAUUUCUGCUCCAUCAAUACCCCGCCAACCACCACCUGCCCCACGUGUAGAGAGGAAGCCAGAAUCUAAAAAUGUGGAUGAUAUAUUAAAACCACCUGGACGGGAAAGUAGACCAGAGAGAAUUGUCAUAAUCAUGCGAGGACUGCCAGGCAGUGGAAAAACUCAUGUUGCUAAGCUCAUCAGGGAUAAGGAAGUUGAAUGUGGAGGAGCUGCACCCAGAGUGCUCAGCCUGGAUGACUAUUUCAUCACUGAAAUAGAGAAAGAAGAGAGAGACCCAGAUACAAAGAAGAGAGUGAAAAAGAAGAUUUUGGAGUAUGAAUAUGAAGCUGAUAUGGAAGAGAUCUACCGUGCCAGCUUGUUCAAAACUUUCAAAAAAACUUUGGAUGAUGGGUUUUUCCCCUUUAUCAUCCUUGAUGCCAUAAAUGAUAGAGUACGCCACUUUGAGCAGUUCUGGAGUGCUGCAAAAACAAAAGGGUUUGAGGUCUAUUUGGCUGAAAUAACUGCAGACAACCAGACUUGCUGUAAGAGAAAUGUCCAUGGACGUAAACUCAAGGAAAUCAGUAAGAUGGCUGAUCACUGGGAGACGGCACCCCGACAUAUGAUACGAUUAGAUAUUCGCUCUUUGCUACAAGAUGCCGCUAUUGAGGAGGUGGAGAUGGAGGAUUUUGAUGCAAAUAUUGAAGACCAGAAAGAAGAAAAUAAAAAAGAUGCAGAGGAAGAAGAAAGUGAAUUGGGUUACAUUCCGAAAAGCAAAUGGGAGAUGGAUACUUCUGAAGCAAAACUAGACAAAUUGGAUGGAUUGCGAACUGGUGCUAAGAGAAAACGUGAUUGGGAGGCAAUUGCCAGCAGAAUGGAGGAUUAUCUUCAACUUCCAGAUGAUUAUGAUACCCGUGCUUCCGAACCUGGAAAGAAGAGGGUGAGGUGGGCAGACCUUGAAGAAAAAAAGGAUGCAGACAGAAAGAGGGCAAUUGGUUUUGUUGUGGGACAAACAGAUUGGGAAAAAAUCACAGAUGAAAGUGGUCAUUUUGCUGAGAGAGCCCUUAAUCGCACCAAAUACAUCUGAUGCAAUUGUCAAAUGGAACGUUUCUACCUUUAAGGUCAUUUGCUUUGGUGAGAACUGAACACAGGUUGGCAUGGAAUAUGUCACUCCCCUUCCUGAGAAUUGUGGGAUGUUUUUCUUUUAAAAAGUUUAUUUUAUUACGUUCCUUGAAAUUCUAACUGGUGAUAUCCAGCAUCCUCAAGUUAUAUGGAGUCCUCCUGCAUCUAAAUGUGAAAGAAGUUUUUUGUUUUAAAAUCAAUAGUCUUAGCUUUUAUGUGUGCAGUAGAAUGGAAAAAUAAGGCCAAGGACAUUUCCUCUGCUGUACUGUCACAGAAUAUUGGCAUUACCAUUGCAUUGUUGCUUUGUGGCUGUUAUUUUAUACUGUACAAACUUUUAGUUUAUUGUACUAGAAAAUGGAACAAUAAACUUUCACUAUGAACCCGG